AUGGCUUGCAAUAUCAAGCCUUUGCACAAAAGCAAGCAUUUCCCGAUAGACCAACUAGUAUGCGUUGGAAACUACGAAUUGGAAAAGACAAUAGGGACAGGAAAUUUCGCUGUAGUUAAACUUGCUACACAUGUUAUUACUAAGAGUAAGGUGGCAAUAAAAAUAAUAGACAAAUCAAGGUUAGAUGAAGAUAAUCUAAAGAAGACGUUCAGAGAAAUAGCAAUUAUGAAACGAUUAAGGCACCCACACAUAGUCAAACUAUAUCAGGUCAUGGAGAGCACUCACACGCUAUAUUUGGUGACAGAGUACGCGCCAAAUGGCGAGAUAUUUGAUCACCUCGUAUCUCGUGGCCGCAUGCCCGAGUCGGAAGCGGCGCGAGCGUUUGCCCAAAUGGUCGCUGCAGUCGGGUACUGUCACGCAAACGGAGUGGUCCAUAGGGAUCUGAAAGCAGAGAACCUUUUGUUAGAUAAGGAUAUGAAUAUUAAGUUAGCAGACUUCGGGUUCAGCAAUGAAUACACAACAGGAUCACCUCUAUCGACGUGGUGUGGGAGCCCUCCGUAUGCUGCACCUGAAUUGUUUGAAGGCAGACAAUAUGAUGGGCCUAAAGCUGAUAUUUGGUCUCUCGGUGUUGUAUUGUAUGUGUUAGUCUGUGGAGCGCUUCCGUUCGAUGGCGGCACACUCAGCGAACUGCGUAGUGUUGUAGUGAGCGGCAAGUUUAGAAUUCCCUAUUUCAUGUCACAAGAUUGUGAGCAUCUAAUACGUCAUAUGCUUGUGGUUGAACCAGACAGACGACUAACACUACGAAGCGUCGCCAGGCACCGCUGGUUGCGGCAAAAUGGGCCUUCACAACCUACAUCUCAUUCCUAUGAAUUGUCAGAGGGGCAAUGCGGUUGUCAUUUAGGGGUUAAUGAGGGGGUAUCGAGCGGCGCAAGUGGGGCGUUAGCACAGAUGUUGUCUUUACCUGGACUAACGCACGAGAUUAUCCAACAGUCAGUGGAAGAGGAACGGUUCGAUCACAUAUCGGCCAUAUACCAUUUGCUUGUGGACAAACUAACACAGAAGGAAGAAACCGCACAAAUUGAUUCGUUAGACUCGAACACGGGUCUACCCCUGGAUCUCACUAGUUGUAAGACUGAAAGUAGCGGCGUAGAAAGUAUGGACGCAGAAGAAACCCUCGCCUACCUCACUGGGGAUGGAGAGGAUCAUGCUUUGGAAAGGUUUGGUGAGGUAUCUGUAACGACAGAGGAACCUCGUCAACGCGUCACCGACUGUCACGCUACAAGGCGGCACACUGUUGGCCCAGGAGACUGCAGACAUACGCAGCAUCCUCAGCCCAGCGAACAAUCGUCGUUUGGAGCUGCUUCAGCGGAUCUAAGACCCGCUCCCCUCUGCGCAUCGACACAUCUCCAUCAACAAGCUGCAGCGCGUGUGUCCCUGUUGCCGCAUACAGACUUGGCUGGUAAGCUGCCUGCGGUACAGCAUCGACCACCACAUCACUUUAGCGUGAAAGACCAACAGCUGUUAAAACCACCGCAAGCUAUGUUGAAUGCAGCGUCAUCCUUCGGUCGUCGAGCUUCUGAUGGCGGCGCACAUGUGGGUCGCGCACAUUCACAGAGCGCUGCGCAUACGCACGCACAUCAUGUAUCAGAUAGUGGUAGCACGAAUCGUGGAGAGGAAAGCGACCGGUCAGACGAUCAAGGCUCAGAUUCGCAAUACAACAGCACUUUGAGCAGGUACAUGUUGAAUAGAGGCAGCAACAAACGGCAUACGAUGGCAACACCGGAGGAUGCAGCCACUGUAUGUGCUUCUACUAACAUGCAGGCCAGUUCAUCCCCUUCUUCGUCAGCGAACAUUCGCGUGAGGCGUACUGGUCUACUCACAGUCACAGAAAGACCCCCAGUUAUAAGUCCGGAAUUAGUUAUGGAGGUCGAGGCAAGAAUGAAACGGAAUUAUCUGCCGCCGUCUAUUCAGGGGCAAUAUGGUCAAGGGUAUUCAAGCCCCCCGCACUCAGGGCAAAGCCCCCCCACACCAGGGUCUAUCACGGCUGGUACCCCAAACUUCCACAAAUAUAUGCCCCCAAUACAAUCAUACAAUGCUGGGUACUCAAGCCCACCGCACUCAAGUCAGAGCCCACCAUCCCAAGGAUCUAUUACGGCUGGCACGCCAAACUUUAGUAAAUCUAUAAAACCAGUUCUAGAAACCAUACCCCAGGGUAGCAUUAUGGGAUCUAUAACUUCUGGCACGCCUAUUACCCAAGCGGUAUCCCCCUUUACACCAACGCUCUCCCAGUAUUCCCCUAAUCAAGGUACUGUGGUUGCCCCCAUUCAAAAUCCAGGAUCUAUAGUUUCUGGGACUCCUAUGAACGUGGAAUAUAACUCCUUUUCCAAUUUCAACUAUCCUAAUAUGGGCUCGACUAGUUCUGGAGCACCAAACUUUCCACCUGCUUCUAGUUUCAGCAUGGGAUCCAUAACUAGUGGAACCCCUAGCUAUUCAAAUACUGGCAACAAUUUUAGUAGUAACCUAAGUUCCAUAAGUGGGCCUACCAGUUUUCCGAGCAGUAUGGGCUGUAUAACCACCGGUACCCCGAAUUUCCCCAGCAUGGGUUCGAUCACCAGUGGUACUCCUAAUGUAAAUAGUAACAUGGGUUCGAUAACAAACGGCACCCCAGUUAAUAACAUACUGUCGAGUGGAAAUGCGAUACCGAGCGGAUCGAUCACAGCUGGCACUGCAUACAACAGGCAAAGGAAAUACUCUGGCCCGCAGCGUGUCAAGCUGCAAAUGUUGGCGACUGUACAGGAAAUGGCUCGCGAACACGCGGAACGGUAUUCGCCCGUUCGCCGAGCAGAAUGUUCGCCGCCGAGGCAAACCCACGACAUAGCAUCUGCAAGACUAGAAUAUCAACAGUUACAGCGUGGCUUGGAGCGUCGUUCAGGACAGAGUGGAGCUUCGCCCUCUGAGCCUAGACUGCAUCCAGCCUCGUUACCAGGUUCCCCAAUACACACGGGUGCUUCGCCCCCGCUCGACUUAUCAGGGGAUCAUCAGAGAGAUAGGGACCUAGCGUUGAAAUUGGGCUUGAACCUUAACAAUCUAUAUUCCCCCCACAUGUCUCAAGACGUCCUAAAGUCCAUACAUUCAUUCACGAACUUUGGUCGAGCUUCCCCAGCUAGUCCAGGAUCACCGCUCCAUCAAAUCACAGAAGGAUUAAGCUAUCUCCACACCGGUUCGAUAACACGGGGUACCCCCCAAAACCAAACUCCUCUAGACCUGCGCAGCAAUGUCGAAAUGGAGACAAACUACCCUCAAUUACUAGUCCAUCCUCAAAUACACAUGGUUGCCCAUAGAUCUUUAAAUAACUCCCCGAUUUCAAAUCCUGGAUCUCCCUUAGACAUGAUACAGGAAGAAAUUGGCAAUGGAAACCACAACGGUGACCAGCUUCCACGGUACUCCGCGUAUCCGCCCACCCACCCCCAAAUCAGCUUGACGGACUGUCUAGGUUCUGAAAUUACCCUCGUCGCAUCGUCAUCAGAAGACAGCGUGGAUAGUUUAGAAAACGCAAAAUAUCCCUUACCCCAAUUUGUCAUAUCCGAACCUUCUGAUUUGGACGACAGACCGUCUAUAACGAAAGGCAUCGGUAGAAAGGUCAGCCAAGAAACGGAAGCAGUAGAUAAAGACUCCGAAAUGACGUCACCUAAAGAAGACGACAAAUUCUUAGAAAGACCUAGAAGGGGUAGCGAUAAAUCUUUAGGAUUCAGCGAUGAUUCGUUAAGUAACGACUCCGCUAAUGCCUCUCCUAAUUGCGAACAAAAUAUCCAAUCCAUAUAUUCAAAUAUUGUUUCAAUAAGUUCAGGUUUUAGUGAAAAUCGAGGUAGCUUCUCCGAGCAUAGAGAAUCGUUUUCAUUCUCCGACCGAGGUAGCUUUUCAGAGCGAGGGGAUUUCGGAAGAUCCUCGUUUUCAGAGAAAUCAGACUUCGGCCGCGGAAGCUUCUCCGAAAAGGGUGAGACCCCAAGAUCAUCGUUCUCCGCUCAAGGCGUGCUAGAUGAAGUCAAAGAAUAUUAUGAAGACGUGUGUAUGCCGAAAGAGGAAGAAAUAGAGAAAAUACAACGAUCCACGAUGGAUUUACGUUUGACGGAAAUUUGUAGGCCAGAAGAGAAGAUACCGAUCCUACUCAGCCCCCAGCAAGUAUCGUGCGUACAAGAGUAUUACGAAGUAGCGUUAUCUACCGUUUGUUCGCAGUUAGACUCGCAAAGAAUAGUAGAGCUACUUAAAGAGGCAAUCAAUAAAUCGGUGCCACCACAAAACAUAUUCGUCGAAAACGCGGAUGAUGAAUUAACCGGUUUUUUGAACUUGGAGUAUUCGGGAGGGAUUCAAAUAGAGUUAAUGGUGUGUGAGAAAGCGAAGGAGAUGAAAGGUUUGAAAAUGAGGAGGAUCUCAGGAGAUCAGAGAGAGUACGGGAAACUAUGUCAACAGUUGAUUACUAGCUUGACUGUAUAA
Leptosia nina is the source of this 4491-nucleotide messenger RNA. The record is from the annotation of a GenBank genome assembly. NCBI's taxonomy places the organism in Eukaryota, Metazoa, Arthropoda, Insecta, Lepidoptera, Pieridae.